AUGGGAGGGCAGGAAGAGAGGAAAUACAUGUACAGUAUCUUGGGUAUUGAGUGGAAAAAGGGUUUCAUCAGCGACAUCGCCCUACCGAACGAGGCCUACGAGAGGGAGCUGGCACUGCAGGAACUAGCACUUGUGUCCUCCACCCACGCCCUCAACCACUCCACCCACGCCCUCAACCACUCCACCCACGCCCGGCCGCCCGCCACCCCACGCCCACACCGCCCGCGCGACCCGCCACGCCGCCAUCGGAGGAAAGGCCACGAGGAGCGCAAGCGACGGCGCCGCCUGCACAAGAAGCACAAACACAGGCGAGGCGGGAAGAGGCGCGGGCGCGGAGGCUUGCGGGAUGGCGUGGGCGCCGCGGGGAGGCGCGCGGUCAGGAGAUCGAAGGCGCGGGGCAGCUACGAGCACCGGAGACAAUUGAGGGGCAGAGAGCGUCGGGCAGCCACCGCUAGGAAGGAACGAGUGUGGGACUUCGGAGUGAUCCCGUACAAGAUCGACUCCAACUUCACGGGGGCGGACAAGGGCCUGUUCAAACAGGCCAUGAGACACUGGGAGAACUACACUUGUAUCCGAUUUGUCGAGAAAACAGAGGAACAUCCGAAUUACAUCAUCUUCACGGAGCGGGAGUGUGGGUGUUGCUCGUUCGUGGGGAAGCGCGGGAACGGCCCCCAGGCGCUGAGCAUCGGCAAGAACUGUGACAAGUUUGGCAUUGUGGUGCACGAACUCGGUCACGUGGUGGGCUUUUGGCACGAACACACCCGCCCCGACCGGGACAACCACGUGGUGAUCAUCCGUGACAACAUCCAGGCGGGACGGUUCUGUGGUGGUCUGAGGUUCCCACAGACCAUAGUGUCGACUGGCAGCCGGAUGUUGGUCUCCUACGUCACAUCCGUCAAUCAGAACGGCCACAAAGGCUUCAGUGCCGCCUAUGAAGCCGUGUGUGGAGGCGAGCUGUCCAUGGAGGAGGGUCACCUGGAGAGCCCUAACUACCCGGACGACUACAGACCCAACAAGGAGUGCAUCUGGAAGAUCACCGUCCCUGAGGGCUAUCAGGUGGCUCUCAGAUUCCACUCAUUUGAGAUUGAGAACCACGAUGACUGUGUCUACGAUUACUUGGACAUUCGCGAUGGUCACGAAGAGAACUCCACGCUAAUUGGUGUUUUCUGUGGCUAUAAAAAACCAGAGGAUAUCAAAUCUGCAUCAAAUAAAAUGAGAAUCAAAUUUGUGACAGAUGGUUCGGUACAGAAAGCCGGAUUCUCUGCAACGUUUCUGAAAGAAUACGAUGAAUGUUCAAGUUUAGACCAUGGAUGUGAACACAAUUGUAUUAAUCAGCUUGGCAGCUAUGAAUGUCGCUGUAAAAUAGGCUACGAACUUCACUCUGAUGGCAAGAGAUGCGAAGACGCAUGUGGUGGGAAGAUUGACCAGCCAAAUGGAACAAUAACAAGUCCGUCAUUUCCUGACCUGUAUCCUGUAAAUAAGAACUGUAUUUGGGAAAUUAUUGCACCUCCUCAGUACCGAAUUACAUUGAACUUCACACACUUUGACCUAGAGGGAAACAAUCAAGAUUGUGAGUAUGAUAGUGUUGAUAUCCGCAGCAAGCUCGGAGUAGCCGAAAUGAGAAAACACGGAGUAUUUUGCGGACAGCGGCUUCCGUCAGUCAUAACAUCGGAAGGAAACAGUCUACGUAUAGAAUUUAAUUCUGAUAAUUCUGUACAGAAAAGUGGUUUUGCUGCAGUUUUCUUUACAGACAAAGAUGAAUGUGCAACUGAUAAUGGUGGCUGCCAACAUGUCUGCAAGAAUACUAUCGGCUCCUACGUUUGUUCGUGUUCAAAUGGCUUUACACUGCACGAGAAUGGGCAUGACUGCAAGGAAGGAGGAUGUAAACAUGAAAUAACUGCUCCAGUUGGAGAAAUCUUCAGUCCAAACUAUCCAGAUUACUAUCCUAGUCGGAAAGACUGCGUAUGGCAGUUUACCACAACUCCUGGGCACAGAAUCAAACUGGUAUUUGACGAGUUUGAAAUGGAGCCUCAUCAAGAAUGUACAUAUGACCACAUAGCCUUGUAUGAUGGUACUACCUCAGAAGCGGGUUUUCUAGGCCGAUACUGCGGGGCUAAAGUGCCACAUCCUAUUGUAGCCUUCAAUAACCAGAUGUUUAUGGUGUUCAAGUCAGAUUCUUCGGUGCAACGGAAAGGAUUUCGAGCUAGACACACAACAGUUUGUGGAGGAGGUCUGAAGGCCACCAGUACUGUCAAGCAUAUGUAUUCCCAUGCUAAAUACGGAGAUCAAAACUAUGAUAACAAAGAGGAUUGUGAUUGGAUCAUACAAGCUUCCCCAGGCGAGAAUGUCCAUCUCACAUUCUUGACGUUUGAACUUGAAGAUGAGCACGACUGUGGUUAUGAUUACGUUGAAGUGUUCUCAGGCUACAGUGACUCGGGGCCAUCUUAUGGGAAAUUCUGUGGUAAUUCUAUUCCUCAAGAAAUUGUGUCAAUAAAUGAUGCCCUCCUCGUGAGAUUCCGGUCAGAUGAUACAAUAAACACAAAGGGAUUUUCUGCUGCUUACGUUGCAAUAGCAGAGGAGACCUUGCCAGAAAACAUCACUGGUGAUAACAACAGUUUCAGUUACAGCUUCUCCAGAGGGUACUAACAGAGUCUUCAUCUGCAAUAUGAGCAGCAAUUAUGAGCUUCAACUCUGCUUCCCAUAUGCUCGCUUUCUUCUUCAAACUGAUGACAAACUGAGCUUUAUUGAAGUGCUGUACAUGAGCUAUAGAUGAUUUUUAAGAAGUGCUUACCUUGAAACCCAGAUUCAGAGUAGAACAUUUAUUCUUCUCUGGAUUUCCUUCACCUUACUCUAAGAAGAGUUGUGGCCAUAAUAUUGGAACAUGUUGCAGGAUCCAAAUUGGUCUACGGUGUCACUUUAUCCUUAUUCUCAUACUCCAACCCGUCUCCUUGUUCUCAUUCUUCAACCCUACAUCUCCUUAUUCUCAUUAUCCAACCCUUACAUGUCCUUAUUCUCAUUAUCCAACCCCCCCCAUUUCUCAUAAAAUCAUUAUCCAACCCCCCCCCUCAUCUCUCAUUAUCCAAUCCCCUUCCCAUCUCUUAUUAUCCAACUCCCAUCAUCAUCCAACCCCCCAACCCCUCCAUCUCCUUACUGCCAUUCUCCAAGCCCCAUCUCUUUAUUCUUAUUCUCCAAUCCAAUCUUUUUGUUAAUGCUAUGAAAUCUUUGACUACACCUUGACUGUCGUCAUCUCACAGUUUGAUGUUUAUAGAAUGUAGAUAAGAAACAGUAGUUUAUCACUGUGUAUAAUAUUGUUCUUGAUCAUGCCAAUACAGUACAGUGUAUGGCUGUAUCAGAUUUGUAGUCACAUAUGUUUUAAGUUUGGGUACAAGUACCUCAUCGUGAGUACUUACUGAGAGACGCUUCUUAUUUCAUACUUUUUUUUUUUUGUCAAACUUCAUUACAGUAUUUACUUUUGUGGGAUUUAAUACUACAUCCUGUUAAUAACUUCAUACAGUACUUGUUACAACGUGUAAAAAUUUCACCUCGCCCAUCUGAUGGCUGACAAUGUAAAAAUUGUAUUUAAAUAAACCAUAUUUAUUGUUGAAAUAUAAAAUGAAGUUAUAUAGAAAACAUUCAACGUUUUAAUCCAAUUAUCAGGGUGGGGUACAAUUUUAGAUUAUAAAAUACAACUCAUUUCUGUUAUGCCUUCAUUAAAUAAAUAGUAAAUUCAUAAUACUGUAUACCAAAUCAGUAAACACAUACAAAGAUUCCUAAAACUCAAGUAAUAUAUUUAGUAUCUGAGCAAAGAAAUCAAUUGAAAAAUCCACAUCUGAUUAAUGUCCCAGAAAAUUAACAAGUCAGAUUCAGGAAACACUGUCAAGCUCUUAAAGCAUGUUCGUGAAACAAUACUACUAACAGUACAGGGAACCGUGCAAUGAUUAAUUAUAAAUAAUGUGUUCAUAGGACCCAGCCAGCUGCUAGCAGUCAAUUACUUAUUAGCCAUAUACAUGGACACAACCCUAUAAGCCUUAUCUUUGUUUAUAUUGAAUAGAUUAACGGCUGUAUUCACACUCCACUUUUGGUGACAGAAACUUGAUGCAAAGGCAAUUGUUUUCAAUUGUCAUUACUAAUUUUAAAUUAGUCAUUUCAGAACUGAGAAAAAUGGAUCAUGAGUUUCAGGUUCAUAAGGCAUUACUCCUGUCAUCUUGUUCUCUCAAAUAUGUAACUUUUUCCUAACAUAGAAUGCUUAAUGCAAUAAAUACAUGUGCAUGCUUAAGCAAAAUGAAACUUCCAUCUGCGUGUGAUGCCUUUCAUCGGCAUUGCUAAGUUAGGUGGGCUAAAAUAUUGACAAAAUGUCAUUUUGGGUUUGGAUCACACGUAUUCAAUGCUCGGAUAUCAGACAGCAUCCUAUAGGUAGGCUGCAAAUAUGGCAUGUAAAAUAAAAUAUAAUAAACUGUAUCUGCCUUCCAGUUAGGGGUCACCACAGUGGAUUCUGAUUACAGCAAUAUGUAUUAACUGUAACUGUUAGUAGCAUGGUUUUAUCACUGUAUUAUAUAACAUAUCUCCCAUAUACUCUACGUUGUGGAGGUUCCGGAGAUCAAAGGCCCCACGGCCCGGUCUUCGACUAGGCCUCACUACUCUACAGUUAUCCAUAUUUUUAACGUUACAACUUUUUUUUAUUCUUUUUGUUUUUAUUAUUUAUUGCUUUAAUUUGCCUUUCUGUCAGUGGUUAAGUUAAAUUCAAAGAGUUUUGCUUCAUUUUUUAAGCACGAUCUAACAUCAAAGUAUUCAGGGGAAUUAGAAACAAAAACUCAAAAUCAAAAAUGUGGUUUAUCACCUGAUCAGCUGCAUAAUGGCAGCUUUUGAAGGUGGCUCCCAAAUGCCUGAUUUGGUGAUGGUUAAAAUAAUGUGUGUACUUUUCAGUUCUCCUCGCAGCUUCAAAUAAGAUACAUAAAGUAUUCCCACAAAAAAAAAAAUGGAAUAUGAGGGGCAUCACUUGCAACAAGUUUUCUAAUAUUAUCAAGAAAAUAUAUGGUUUAAGCACAAAGUACUUGCUGUACUGAAAGAUUUUGUAUACAGUAUAUAUUUUGCUUAAUGUGACUACAGUACUUGCAAAGAAAAUGGAAAAUACUUAUACCUCUUACCAUCAUAUUUAAUGUACUGUAUUUGUAAUGACCCCUAAUUUUUGUCUUGCUGUGAUCUAAAAUUAUGGUUUAUGUGGAAAUACAGUACCGGUCAGAAUGUAGACAACAUUGACCACUCAAACAUGUGGUCUCAAGUUUUUCCUGUAGUCAGCAAGAUGCACAUUCCAACUUCAGUACUGUAAUCUUGAAUCAUACUAUUCAAUAUAGUGUAAUUUUUAUAAUAAUGUAGUCUCAUUUUAGUAAUACAGUAUGAUUACAGUAUCAGUAUUUUUUGUGUUGACAUGCCAUUCUUAGACAAAAUUAGCUUUCAUAAACAUAUUUAAUAUUGUGGAAAAAAAAAUCCCCCUCAGAGUAACAAACUCUUAGAUAAACAAUAUUUAAUACUCUAUCUGGAUAUCAACCAAAGUCUUAUGAAUAUGUCAUUUUAUUUAGUGUAUAUUUAAGAGGUGCUGAACACUGACCUUGCAUCUGCGAUGACACCAGCACACGCUCGGACUCUCAGUGUAACAAGUGUCGGCGUCAGAUAAAAGUGUAUCUACAGAGUUGUUUAAUUUCCAGUGCAGUGUUCUUAAUGUCAUAGAAUAUUUAGAGUAUUACAGUAAAACCUUUGAAUAAUGAAUUGUAUUAAGAAA
Molecule: messenger RNA, 5776 nt
Organism: Procambarus clarkii (red swamp crayfish)
Lineage: Eukaryota; Metazoa; Arthropoda; Malacostraca; Decapoda; Cambaridae
Source: RefSeq, a predicted model, not a curated record